Neoarius graeffei (lesser salmon catfish) is the source of this 760-nucleotide messenger RNA. RefSeq names its product zona pellucida sperm-binding protein 3-like. Gene Ontology annotation, biological process: positive regulation of acrosome reaction; egg coat formation; binding of sperm to zona pellucida. NCBI's taxonomy places the organism in Eukaryota, Metazoa, Chordata, Actinopteri, Siluriformes, Ariidae. The coding region runs from base 11 to 760 and encodes 249 amino acids. The record is from RefSeq and is a predicted model, not a curated record. Gene Ontology annotation, molecular function: acrosin binding. The transcript has 7 exons. Gene Ontology annotation, cellular component: extracellular matrix.
UCUGGAUAACAUGAAAAAUGACCUCGUCUUCACUCUGGAGUUGAUGAACAGUGACUUUACUGGGCCUGCUCCAUCCACUACCUUCCCAUUCGGCACCAGAAUUCCCAUCCGGGCCAAAGUGGAACAGCCGGAACUUGCACCGGUGUGGAUUUACCUGCAGUACUGCAUGCUGGCAAAUACUCCAAACCUCACUCAGGCCAGCCAGCUACAUAUGCUUAUUUCUGAUGCUGGGUGUCUCACAGAAAGCAAAGAAGGAAGUGCAACGUUUCUGCCCAGACGGGAGCCCUCAGAAAUCUGCCUUCAUUUCCAAGCUUUCAAAUUUGCCUUGGGAGAACAAGUUUUCCUUCACUGUGACAUGACCGCAUCGGAUCUCCAGAACUUUAGUGUUGAUAAGAAGGCCUGCCAAUAUUUGCAAAGCCAAAACAGGUGGGAGCUUCUGGAUGAUCCAACCCAAAGUUACUUCUGUAGCUGUUGUGACUUUACUUGUGUGCAUCAACCUGACUUUAACUCUGGGAUUUCUACACAGCAGGUUCUUGGGCCUUUUACAAUGGUUGAUUCUCAACCCAAUGCAUCAGACAAGUACAUGUUCUGGCCAACUGAACAAGGGCUGGGAGGUGUUCCUGUGUGGGUUGUGGCGCUUACUGUUUGCUUGGUGCUGAUCUUGAUUGUUGGAGUCAUUGCAACAAGCUACUAUCUGUGUUUUUGGAGAGGUGGAAGGUUGGGUUACCGACCAAGUCGAGAACUUCUGAAUAAAUAUUAA